AUGGAGAAGGCCAGUACCUCUGAUAUCCAGAAUCUCUCCAAACUAUCCGGAGCUGCUCAGGAGAAAGUACGGCAACAACUGCGAGGCGCCAACGGGCUUGCACAACGAGAGAGGGCACAGAACGAAAGCCUGAUCACAACUUAUAUAUCGGAAAGGGACGCUCUCAUGGCUGAGAAGUCGAAGGGAAAGAACGGCUAUACGGAGGCUCUUGCUGAUUCUGCAGAUAUUCCUAAAGCCGUUCCUGAUCCUGCCUCAAACCAGCCGAAGGACAAGUCGCUCGAUUUUUUCACGUCCAUCAGCCUUGAUAUCACCGCUUCCAGCUCUGAGGAUAAAUCGUCGUCAAGCGCUUCGUCUGCGUCGUUUGGGGCAAGUUAUAGUUAUGGGUGGUGGUCCCCAACUGGUGCUAGGGUGGAGGGUGGAUACUCAAGUGCGUCUGCAAUGGCGGAGCGAAGUAUGGCGAGUAACUCGUGCAAGAUAUCUUUCGAGUGUAUGAGGGUGGAUAUCACGAGACCGUGGUUGAGGGCGGAGCUCUUUUACGAUGCCGAGUUGACUGUUCCCCCCGGAGAGUUGUACUAUAGUAGUAUCUCUCCUGGUUUCGGCCGCAUGCGGGAUUUGAUGGAAGGGAAAACUGGUCAAAGCCCGGCGGACCAUGCUACAGAAAUGAGUCGAUACAGCACCUUCCCCAUGUAUCCUACUGCUUUCCUUCUGGCAUGCAAUAUUGUUCUGGAGAUUAGUGGAGAAACAACCCAUGUGCAGUCACAUUUCUCGACAUCUUCGAUAACUGCAAAAGGAAGUAUUAGUUAUGGAGCGUUCAAGGUGUCUACUGAUUACUCUCACACGGAGUCUCAAGCAAACACGAAAUGCGAGGCGACUUCUACCGGCUGUCGUAUUACAAUUAAAUCCCCACAGAUUAUUGGAUGGAUCUCUCAAAUGGUUCCAGCCCUCCCAUGCCUGACACCUGAACAACAACAAUCUAUUAUUGCGAAGCAAGAAGAGCUCAAAAAUGUGAAGUUGAAGGACGAUAUCAGCUGA
Messenger RNA from Marasmius oreades (fairy-ring Marasmius), 1032 nucleotides. RefSeq lists its product as uncharacterized. NCBI's taxonomy places the organism in Eukaryota, Fungi, Basidiomycota, Agaricomycetes, Agaricales, Marasmiaceae. The coding region runs from base 1 to 1032 and encodes 343 amino acids. The transcript has 4 exons. The record is from RefSeq and is a predicted model, not a curated record.